AUGCUUGCCGCCGGCGCCUCCGUGGUCGAGAAACGCCGUCUGCCAGCUGCGCGAGCGUCUAUCUCGUCCUACCUGGCCAGCGCCCAGGACGCAGCCCAGACGGUCUAUACAAAGGCCGUCGAACCUCUGCUGCGGCGCAAGAGCAUCGCAGCCCCCGAGGGUGGCCGACGUGUCCCCCUGAGCAUCGAGCACGCCGAGCCGCUCAUCGACACCCGCCGCGGCCGCGCGUACAUUUCAAACGACAUUCGCACCUCGCGCUACACCUUUUGGAAUUUCAUCCCCAAGCAGCUCUUUUUCCAAUUCUCCCGCAUCGGCAACUUUUACUUUCUCUGCGUCGGCAUUCCUCAAACGAUUCCUGGCCUGUCCACUACUGGAACGUUUACCACCAUCCUGCCCCUGCUCUUCUUUGUCCUGCUCACCAUUGUCAAGGAGGGCUACGACGACUAUAGGAGAAGCCGUCUCGACAGUAUUGAAAACGCCAACUUCACCACGACUUUGGGGCGCAAGAACCACUACACCAGGAAGGCUGAGCCGUCUCCCUGGGCCCUGAAAUGGAACCCGUUCCGCAUCACGGCCGCCGCGCUGCCUCCGAUCCUGCCAGAAGACGCCUACGACGGCAUUACAUGGGUCCCCAGCCGCUGGAGAAACCUCAAGGUUGGAGAUAUUGUCCGGCUGAACCGCGACGACCCGGUACCCGCCGACAUUGUGCUCCUUUGGACCACUGAUGAGAAUGAUGUGGCCUACAUUGACACCAUGGCCCUCGACGGUGAGACCAAUCUCAAGGGCAAGCAGCUGUCCUCGGCGCUGAGCGGCUGUGGCACCAUUGAGGGCAUUGCCAACUGCAAAGCCAGCUUCUUCGUCGAGGACCCAAACCCGCAGCUCUUCAAUUUUGAAGGAUCCGUAUCGGUCGACGGCAAACCUGUGCCCCUCACGCUCAAUGAAGUCAUUUAUCGGGGCAGCAUCGUGCGAAACACGGCAGCCAUUGUCGGCAUAGUCAUCAACACGGGAGAGGAAUGCAAGAUUCGUAUGAACUCGAACCAGAACCCAUCUGCUAAGAAACCCGCCCUCGAGAGGAUUGUCAACUGCGUCGUCGUUACCCUUGCCACUUACGUGGUUAUCGUGUCAGUCGGCGUCUCCAUGGGCUACCUCAAAUGGCAACACAGCUAUGAAGAAAAAGCUUGGUAUCUCCAAAAUGCCCCCGUCCCCUUUUACCAAAUCAUUAUUGCCUUCAUCAUCAUGUUCAACAAUGUCGUCCCACUUGCCUUGUAUAUAUCCUUGGAAAUCGUCAAAGUCGGACAGCUGUUGCUCCUCAAUUCCGACGUCGGCAUGUACGACGAAGAGACCGACACACCCGCCAGAUGCAACACCAACACCAUAUUGGAAAACCUCGGUCAAGUUGGCUACAUAUUUUCCGACAAGACGGGGACGCUUACGGACAACAUCAUGAAGUUUCGCAAAAUCAGCGUCGCGGGAACUGUGUGGUUGCACGAAAUGGACCUCUAUGACGAGGGGAAUACAACUACCAGCCUGGAGGGCUCGAGCACAGAGCAUUCGCUAUACAAGUCUGACCCGGUUCCUACCUUGCCGCUUAGCCCAGGCUACGUGAACAAGCCUCUUUCACCGCGCAUGUCCAUGGGAGCUCGCCCAUCCAUGAGCGGCCGGCGUUCGUCCUCACACUGGCGCUCGACCGGACGCCCCGAUCACGUCCAGCCAGAGGUAAACACGAGCGACUUACUGAACUACAUUCAGCUCCGGCCACAUUCUGCCUUUGCCAGGAAAGCCAAGCAAUACAUUUUGGCCAUGGCGCUAUGCCAUACGUGUCUGCCCGAGUAUAUCAAUGGCAAGAUUGAAUUCCAAGCCUCGUCUCCGGACGAAUUGGCGCUCGUCCGCGCCGCUCAAGAAAUGGGCUUCUUGGUGGCUCAACGAACGGCAAAACAAGUUACGGUUGAGAUGACACAGGCUAACGGCCAACUCAAGAGAGAGACCUUUGAAAUUCUCGACAUUAUCGAAUUUAGCAGCAACCGAAAGCGCAUGUCUAUUGUGCUUCGCCGCCACGACGGCCGCAUCACCGUCAUCUGCAAGGGAGCAGAUUCCGUCAUACUUCCCCGCCUGAAGCAGUCGUCACUCGCUAUGCAAAAGGCCACCGAAAUCCGCGCCAGCGCCGAUCUUGAGCACGAAAUGCAGCGUCAGAGCGAACAGCACCAGCCGAGAAACAGCUUCGGAGGCAGGCCCAGUCUGACUGUCCGACACAACACUAAUAACAUUGUCAAGCCGGAAUCGACCAUACGGCGCUUAGUGUUGCAUCGCAGCAAAUCUUUCGAGCUCAGAAAAGGCGCGAGCAGCUUUGAGGACGGCACACGCGCGGGAUCUUCCACGCGAGGCUUAUCCAUGGACAUUAACCGCGGUCACGUCCGCACGAGCGUGAAUACGCACGCCCAGCUACCGGAGAAACUGAAAUUUCUCGACGACCCCAGCAUCCACGACGACUCUGAAGUCUUCUCCAAGUGCUUCAAACACAUCGACGACUUUGCCACGGAAGGACUCCGAACGCUACUUUUUGCACAAAAAGACAUUUCCGAACAGGAUUACCGCACGUGGAAAAAGGUGUACGAGGAUGCGACGACAAGCCUUGUGAAUCGAGAGGAGGUGAUAGAGUCCGCCGGCGACAUGCUUGAGCAAGCAUUGUCUCUAGUUGGAGCCAGUGCCAUUGAAGACAAGCUACAGAAGGGCGUCCCCGAGACGAUUGAGAAGCUCCGUCGAGCCAACAUCAAGAUCUGGAUGCUCACUGGCGAUAAACGAGAGACUGCAAUCAACAUUGCUCACUCGGCACGACUUAUCCGCCCCGGCUCGGACAUUUACAUUUUAGACGUUGCCAAGGGCGCCCUCGAAUUCCAGCUCAUGGCCCUUACUGAGGACCUACAGGCCGGCGCUCUCCACAGCGUCGUGGUUAUUGACGGGCACACGCUCGGCGUCGCCGAAAAGUCGCCGACCCUGUCAGAACUGUUUUUCGAGAUCAUGCUCAAGGUUGACACGGUCAUUUGCUGCCGCGCCUCGCCCGCGCAAAAGGCACUGCUCGUGGACACUGUGCGCAACCGCCUCAGCAAGUUUAGCCUCACGCGCCGCAACGGCCUGACCCUAGCCAUUGGUGACGGCGCCAACGACCUCGCCAUGAUCCAGGCCAGUCAUGUGGGUAUUGGCAUCUCGGGCCGUGAGGGCCUGCAGGCGGCGCGCGUUGCCGACUACUCAAUUGCGCAAUUCCGCUUUCUGCAGCGGCUACUGCUCGUCCACGGGCGCUGGAACUAUUUGCGCACCGCCAAGUUUAUCCUGUGCACAUUUUGGAAGGAGAUGUUUUUCUACCUGCCGCAGGCCAUCUACCAGCGAUACAAUGGCUACACGGGGACAUCACUGUACGAGGCUACUAGCCUGACGGUCUUCAACACCCUGUUUACUAGUCUGUGCACGAUUUGCAUGGGCAUCUGGGAGCAGGACUUGCGCGCGGAGACGCUGCUGGCUAUUCCAGAGCUGUACGUGUACGGCCAGCGCGACAUGGGCCUUAACGCGUGGAAAUACGGCCGCUGGAUGCUGCUCGCGGCGGUUGAGGGCGUUAUGGCGUGGUACGGCGUGUGGGCCGGCUACGGCUGGGUGUCGCCGGGCGCCAAAGACGAGGGCUUGUACGCGCUCGGCACGCUCAUGUUUACCACGGGCGUGCUGUGGAUCAACUGGAAGCUGUUUCUCUUCGAGACGCACUACAAGUCGGUCAUUGUCAUGGGGUCCUUCUUCGUCACUACCAUCGGCUGGUUCGCGUGGCUGUCGUUUCUCGACUUUAUCUUUGCGGCGUCCCCGUCGGGCCCGUACGACAUCAAGUUCAGCUUCCGGAACAAGUGGGGACCGGACGCUGCCUGGUGGGCGACGCUGUUUGCCGUGCUCGGCGUACUGGGUCUGAUGGAGCUCACGCUCAAGGUGGUCAAGCGGCAUCUUGUUCUUGCUGGCGUGUGGAAGUGGCCGCCGUGGCGAAGGCCCGGGCUGAGUGAGAAUGUGGAGGAGUGGGAUCUGGAGCUGUGGCAGGAGUUGGAGCAGGACCCGACGGUGAGGCUGAACUUGAGGAUCCUGGCUCAGGAGUAUGAUGGGCAGGAGCUGCAGGGGGUAGAGGAAGAGGAAGAAGAAGAGAAGGAUAGGUUUUUGGGGGGGGUAGAGGAGACGAUAGAGGUGUAUGCGAGCCAUGAUGCUGAGGAAACAGUGGAUAGUAGCAGUACGAGAAAGAGGAUAAGAAGGUUUAUUUCUUAG
Messenger RNA from Cordyceps militaris CM01, 4284 nucleotides. Its product is annotated as phospholipid-transporting ATPase (DRS2), putative. The coding region runs from base 1 to 4284 and encodes 1427 amino acids. Lineage: Eukaryota; Fungi; Ascomycota; Sordariomycetes; Hypocreales; Cordycipitaceae. Gene Ontology annotation, cellular component: plasma membrane. The record is from RefSeq and is a predicted model, not a curated record. Gene Ontology annotation, biological process: intracellular protein transport; endocytic recycling; phospholipid translocation. The transcript has 2 exons. Gene Ontology annotation, molecular function: ATP hydrolysis activity; ATP binding; magnesium ion binding.